Messenger RNA from Notothenia coriiceps (black rockcod), 1988 nucleotides. RefSeq names its product matrilin 3a (gene matn3a). The record is from RefSeq and is a predicted model, not a curated record. The coding region runs from base 33 to 1433 and encodes 466 amino acids. Lineage: Eukaryota; Metazoa; Chordata; Actinopteri; Perciformes; Nototheniidae. The transcript is spliced from 6 exons.
CACCGGACAGACCACCGGAGGACUCUGCAGACAUGAUGAAGACUUUGCUCUGGAGUCUGCUGUGCUGCGCCGCGCUGCUGCUGCCUGAUGCCCGGGCCACACACCCUCUCAAUGCCGGGGACCCGCGGCUGAUCUCCGCACAGAGCUACGCACAAACACGACUCAAUGGCCGACCCCCGAUCAGGACCCUGAACCCAGAAAGCCACAGAAGUGCUUACACGUAUAGAGGAGGGUAUCACUACCACUACCAGCCACCAAGGAUCCCUCCACCGGUAGUGUAUAGACCUUUUCCUAUGUCUCCUCCACUGACCUACCACAGACCCUCACACCCCAUGCCCCCAUACCACCACAGAUUCACCGGCCCAGUGACUCCACGUAUGCAUCACAUUUACAAAGGUCUAUCUCCACCAGUAGUUCACCACCCUCAUCACAGGCUCAAAGGCCAGUUCCCUCACACAUUGAAAGGUCCCUGCCUCAUAAAGACAGACCCAACAGUGCAACCAGCGCCUGUGGUUCCCCUUCCUUCAACUCAACCUCCACCUCCACCAGAGCCGACACUACAGCCAACUCUGCCAGCAACGACAGUGACCACCAUGCUGCCGGUGGUGGUGACCACUGUGCCGCCGGUGGAGACCCCCGCUCCUGUGACGCUACCGGUCAGUACCCAAAGCGGCUUCAUCACCACCGUCAGUCCUGAGACAGAGACAGACUCUCAGUGCAUGAGCCGUCCCCUGGACCUGGUCUUUAUCAUUGACAGCUCUCGCAGCGUGCGUCCCGGUGAGUUUGAGAAGGUGAAGAUUUUCCUGGCUGACAUGGUCGACACCUUGGACGUUGGCGCAGAAGCCACCAGAGUGGCCGUGGUCAACUACGCCAGCACGGUCAAGAUCGAGUUCGUCCUCAAAAACUACUUCAACAAACCCGACAUGAAGAAAGCCAUCACCCGCAUCGAGCCCUUGGCGGCCGGCACCAUGACAGGCCUCGCCAUCAAGACCGCGAUGAAUGAAGCCUUCACCGAGGAGUCCGGAGCCAGACCGCGCUCCAGGAAAAUCACAAAGGUGGCCAUCAUUGUGACAGACGGGAGGCCCCAGGACCAGGUGGAGGAGGUCUCGGCCGCAGCCAGGGCUUCAGGCAUCGAGAUCUACGCUGUCGGGGUGGACAGGGCCGACAUGCGCUCCCUGCAGCAGAUGGCCAGCACCCCCCUGGAGGAGCACGUCUUCUAUGUGGAGACCUACGGCGUCAUCGAGAAGCUCACCUCCAAGUUCAGAGAGACCCUGUGCGAGGUGAGGGCGGUGGUGGUGGAGGAUCCCUGCAAAUGUGAAGCCCGACUGAUGUUCGCCAAGCAGACCCAGGCCGCCCUGCAGCAGCUCACAGCCAAGCUGGCCGAUGUGUCUGGGAGGAUCGAGCGUCUGGAGAACAUUGUGGGCCGUAUUUAAGAGCUGCGCACUGUGAAACAGCUCGCCGGUUUACUUCCUGGACACGGACAUGAGCUUCCUGUCAUCCAGCCUCCCAUAACUACUGUACGGACGUCAGACACAGAUGGAGUGAAGCCGUGAUUCAUAAACCAAUACCCCUCAAGCUACUGACUGUAGUGGACUGUUGAGCUAAAAUAUAUGCGGUUUAAUGAGCAUUUAACUACAGUUUAAUGUGCAUUUAACUACAGUUAUUAUUCUAUUUCCUAUAUAUAUAUGUGAGCAUGUAUAAGUAUAAGUUAUCCUGUACUGUAUUGUAUGUGUCCUGUUUGUACAAAGUUGCAUAUUGUAUAUAGUAGUGUUUAUAUAAUUGAUUUAUUGGAUGAAUUUAGUGACAGAUUUCAAUGGAAAAAAAUAUGACAUUUGACUACAUUUUUGCAUAUAUUUGUUUGUUAUAGACUCUCUGUUACAGCUUAACUUAAUCACUUGUCAUGGAUAACAAUUGUUAGUAGUCUGUGAAAGAUAUGAAAUGAAAAAUAAUGUUUGCUAAUAUUUAUAAAUGUAACCAGGCAGACCAAU